This is a messenger RNA of Labrus bergylta (ballan wrasse), 10854 nucleotides long. The record is from RefSeq and is a predicted model, not a curated record. NCBI's taxonomy places the organism in Eukaryota, Metazoa, Chordata, Actinopteri, Labriformes, Labridae.
AUGCUGGAACUGGGCUCAUAUUCCGUCAGCUCUCGGUCUCUGACAGAGGACCACAAUGCUUUGUGCCUACGUCAAGCCCCAACAGGGCCGGAGUGUAGUCUGGGCAUGGGGACGAUGUGUGGUAGCAGCACCCCUAGGCACCACAUACUUCCUUCGUCCCCAGCGGACUGUGAGGACUGGCAGAAGCAUCGUGCAGGACUGGCUGGUGUGUCUGGCCUGUUCCCUGAGUCCCUCCUGGAGCCCCAAAGUCUUUCAACCAGCUAUGACACCCUCUACCUCCCACAAAUGUCAAGCCACACGCCCCCUCAACACCCCAAUCGUCUGGGCCUGUCUCUGGAUGUGGCAUCCACUUUUGAUGUUGGAGGGGGACUUCUGGGAGUGGAUGGAGACUUGGCGGUCAGUCCCAACGUGAUCAAGAGACGGAGGGGAGGCCUUAUUGAGCAGAGGGACAUUGUCAAAGCCCACCAGGCUCACAAGAUCCAGAGCACACCACAGGCGCGGCGCAAGGAGUGGGAAAUGGCCCGGUUUGGAGACGACGUCCCGGGCUUGUUGAGCUCUGGGGAUGGAGGGUCCGAGCGCAAUCGGACCCGCGAUGGAGCGGCAGUUUCCACAGGUGGGAUCUCCCCAGCCUUCAAGCAGACCAAAGCGCAGCGAGCCCGCACCAUGGCCCUGUACAAUCCCAUACCGGUCAGGGAGAACUGCUUCACCGUCAACAGGUCCCUCUUCAUCUUCGGCGAGGACAACGUGGUCAGGAAGUAUGCCAAGAAAAUCACUGAAUGGCCUCCGUUUGAGUACAUGAUCCUCACCACCAUCAUCGCCAACUGUAUCGUCCUGGCUCUUGAGCAGCACCUUCCUGGAGAGGACAAAACCCCAAUGUCCAAAAGGCUGGAGAAGACUGAGCCCUACUUCAUCGGUAUGUUCUGUUUAGAGGCUGGAAUAAAGAUAAUCGCUCUGGGCUUCGUAUUUCAUAAAGGCUCCUACCUCAGGAAUGGAUGGAACGUCAUGGACUUCAUUGUGGUCCUCAGUGGGAUCCUGGCAGCAGCAGGAGCACAUAUGAACAUCUCAGUUGACCUGAGGACCCUGAGGGCCGUACGAGUGCUCCGACCCCUCAAACUGGUCUCAGGCAUCCCCAGUCUGCAGAUUGUCUUGAAGUCUAUAAUGAAGGCCAUGGUUCCUCUGCUGCAAAUUGGCCUUCUGCUCUUUUUUGCAAUCCUCAUGUUCGCCAUCAUUGGCCUGGAGUUUUACAGCGGCAAACUGCACCAUACCUGCCAGCCGCAGCCCGGAAUACUAGAAAAUGAGACAGUGGACUCCUCUGAGGUGGAGUUCCCGUGUGGCAUUCGUCAAUGUCCGCCUAAAUACACCUGCAACGAUAACUGGAUCGGCCCGAAUGACGGCAUCACACAGUUUGACAACAUCCUGUUUGCUGUUCUCACAGUCUUCCAGUGCAUCACCAUGGAGGGGUGGACAACCGUACUCUACAAUGCUGAUGAUGCCUUGGGCCCCAACUGGAACUGGCUCUACUUCAUCCCUCUUAUCAUCAUCGGAUCUUUUUUUGUCCUGAAUCUGGUGCUGGGAGUCUUGUCUGGGGAAUUUGCCAAAGAGAGGGAGAGGGUGGAAAACCGCAGGGCCUUCAUGAAGCUGAGACGCCAACAGCAGAUUGAGAGAGAGCUCAACGGCUACCGGGCCUGGAUCGACAGAGCAGAGGAAGUGAUGCUUGCAGAGGAGAAUAAGACUUCAGGACCUUCAGCCCUCGAUGCUCUCAGGAGUCUCCCAGAGUGGAGUACAGGUGGUGCAUAUGUGUUAAAGAGAGCCACCACUAUCAAGAGGAGAGGGAUGGACGGGGUGCAUCGAGGGCAACCAGGGGAUGAACAGUAUGGUGACAUCUCCUCUGUGGGCAUCCCCAUGGCCAGAUCAAGUAUCAGGAGCACCAAGCGGGGUCCAACAGCAUAUUUUCAUCGCAAAGAGCGUCUCCUGCGUAUUUCCAUCCGCCGUGUGGUGAAGACACAAACUUUCUACUGGACAGUGCUGGGCCUUGUGGCUCUCAACACACUGUGUGUGGCAAUUGUUCACCACAAUCAGCCUCUGUGGCUGUCCAACUUCCUCUACUAUGCAGAGUUCCUGUUCCUCGCUCUGUUCCUGACUGAAAUGUUUCUGAAGAUGUACAGCUUGGGGCCGCGUCUCUACUUCCACUCCUCCUUUAACUGCUUUGACUGCAGUGUAAUUGUUGGCAGCAUCUUUGAAGUGCUGUGGGGGUUCUUCAGGCCCGGCACUUCCUUUGGCAUCAGUGUCCUGCGUGCUCUCCGUCUGCUGAGAAUCUUCAAGAUCACCAAGUACUGGGCAUCUCUGAGAAAUCUGGUCAUCUCUCUGAUGAACUCCAUGAAGUCCAUCAUCUCGCUCAUCUUCCUCCUCUUCCUGUUCAUCGUUGUCUUUGCACUCCUUGGCAUGCAGCUCUUCGGUGGCAGGUUCAUCUUUGAAGACUACACUCCGACAAACUUUGACACCUUCCCUGCAGCCAUCAUGACCGUCUUUCAGAUCUUGACUGGAGAGGACUGGAACGAGGUUAUGUACAACGGUAUUCGCUCUCAAGGAGGAGUGAAGUCUGGCAUGUGGUCCUCUAUCUACUUUAUUGUGCUCACACUAUUUGGAAACUACACUCUACUGAACGUCUUUUUGGCCAUUGCUGUGGAUAAUCUCGCCAAUGCACAAGAACUUACCAAGGAUGAAGAGGAAGCAGAGGCAGCGUUCAACCAAAAGCACGCUCUCCAGAAGGCAAAGGAGGUCGGACCGUUGUCCUCGUUCAUGUCGUCAGAGGGAAGCCGGAGGAGGCGGCCCUAUCUGUACAGGAAAAGAGCCAUCCACCGCAGCCGGCCCACCUACUCUUGCUCCCUGGACGAGGCCCAGGGCAGCAUCAGGGAGGGCCGCCCACCCCCACCACUCAACCCCUCUAACUCUUUCAUGUCCAGGAGAGAGAGGAGAAAAAGGAUGACCAUGUCCGUGUGGGAGCAGAGGACCAGCCAGCUGCGGAGACACCGCCAGAUGUCCAGCCGAGAGAUCCUGUUCAACAGCCCGAGCGAGGAGAAGGACGGGCCGCCUGCUUCUGGACAGCCACUGUCUCUACACCGCAAGGCCAUGGAGCACACCACUUCUGGGAGUUUGAAGCACCUCACAGAUCCCUCAGCCUCACCGAUAAAGAGUAAGGCGUUAGGCUCCUCCAUGUCUGUGGAUGCUGCCCUCUGUGGGGAUAUACCUGAGCCGCCAUUAUCGGUGCUGGUGCCUGAAUCAUUGGAUCCUACAAACGUGCCCCUUCCUGAUGCUUCCGUAUCCGGAGCCAUACCUGAAUCCCUCACAGAUAGUGGAAAACUGGAUGUAAACAAGAGUCACAACACCAUCAGUGAGCGCAGAAGCCCUAGACUGACUGGGGAGCGUCAACACAGGGCAGUAAAGAAGUUUCGACCUCCAGAUAACCUUGACAUGCUGACCCCUGAGAUAGGAGGUCACGGUGGGAUCAGAGGUAGGAGGCCUCACUAUGACCAUCAGACCGGCUCCAGAAGUCAGGGGUCUUCACCCGGGAAUGGAAGCCACUUGGCAAAUCUCCUGCUCAGCAGAGAGAGGAAGGGAAAUCUAGGGAACGAGGAGAAGGAAGCAGAGGUCAAAAAGGAGGAAGGGAAGUCCAUACCCGAGGAGAGCAGACAGGAUGAGAGAAGUGAAGAAGGACACACCGACUCUCCAGAAAACCAGACCCAAACGGGUGAUCUGUGUCCUCAGGCACAGGAAGAACCUCCUCAGCAAGCAGAGCCGUCCCCUCCUGCCAUUCCAGAGACAAACAAGGAGGAGGAGGAAGAAACCGAGCAGGAGCACAAAAAAUGUCCGCUCAGCUCAAGCGUGAUAAUCGAAAUGGCCAAAGUUCAGUCGUCUCUGGAGCUCUCCACAAUCACAGUCAACAAUAAAGACCCUGAGACCUGUAAGUCAGAGAAGGAAGAAGCAGAGGAGACUGUGAACCCUGUGACUCCAGACAGCAUGUUCAUCUUCAAACCUGAUAACCCGGUGCGUCGAGCAUGUCACUACGUAGUCAACCUCAGGUACUUUGAAAUGUGCAUCCUGCUGGUCAUAGCUGCAAGCAGUAUAGCACUGGCUGCCGAGGACCCUGUAGCCACCUCCUCUGACUGGAAUAAGGUUCUGCGAUAUUUUGAUUAUGUUUUCACUGGAGUCUUCACAUUUGAAAUGGUUAUUAAGAUGAUUGACCAGGGUCUGAUCCUCCAUGAUGGCUCUUACUUCAGAGAUCUGUGGAACAUCCUAGACUUCAUCGUCGUGGUGGGAGCGUUGGUGGCAUUCGCCCUCUCCAAUGUGUUGGGAAACAGCAAAGGACGAGACAUAAAGACCAUCAAAUCUCUGAGAGUGUUACGAGUCCUCAGACCACUCAAGACCAUCAAGAGACUCCCGAAACUCAAGGCAGUGUUUGACUGUGUGGUGACGUCUCUGAAAAAUGUCUUCAACAUCCUGAUCGUCUAUAAGCUUUUUAUGUUCAUCUUUGCUGUCAUCGCCGUGCAGCUCUUCAAGGGGAAGUUUUUCUACUGUACCGACAGCUCCAAGACAACCGAGAAGGACUGCCAGGGUUACUACAUUGACUACGGAAAGGACAAGAAAGAGAUGAAGAGGAGAGACUGGAAGAGACACGAGUUUCACUACGACAACAUCGUCUGGGCUCUGCUCACCCUCUUCACUGUUUCAACGGGAGAGGGCUGGCCUCAGGUUCUGCAGCACUCAGUAGAUGUGACGGAGGAGGACAGAGGUCCGAGCCACGGCAACAGGAUGGAGAUGUCUAUCUUUUACGUCAUCUACUUUGUCGUCUUUCCUUUCUUCUUCGUCAACAUCUUCGUGGCUCUCAUCAUCAUCACCUUCCAGGAACAGGGGGAUAAGAUGAUGGAGGAGUGCAGCCUGGAAAAGAACGAGAGAGCAUGCAUAGACUUUGCCAUCAGUGCCAAGCCCCUGACCCGUUACAUGCCCCAAAACCGGCACACGUUCCAGUACCGCUUGUGGCAUUUCGUGGUGUCACCCUCUUUUGAGUACACCGUCCUGGCCAUGAUCGCCCUCAACACCAUUGUACUGAUGAUGAAGUAUUACUCUGCCCCGCCGGCAUAUGAGGCUGUACUGAAGCACCUGAACACAGCCUUCACUGUUCUCUUCUCCAUUGAGUGUGUCCUUAAGAUCAUGGCAUUCGGCCUCUUGAACUACUUUCGAGACACUUGGAACAUUUUUGACUUCAUCACUGUUUUGGGGAGCAUCACAGAGAUUGUCGUGGAUUUGCAGUUCGUUGACACGUUCAACAUGAGCUUCUUGAAGCUGUUCCGAGCAGCUCGUCUCAUCAAAUUGCUGAGGCAGGGUUACACCAUCCGGAUCCUGCUGUGGACCUUUGUCCAGUCCUUCAAGGCUUUGCCCUACGUCUGCCUGCUCAUCGCCAUGCUCUUCUUCAUCUAUGCCAUCAUUGGCAUGCAGGUGUUUGGGAACAUAAAGCUGAAUGACAACACACACAUUACCCAGCACAACAACUUCAAGACCUUCUCUGGUGCUCUCAUGCUGCUGUUCAGGAGUGCCACGGGGGAGUCAUGGCAGGAGAUCAUGUUGUCAUGUCUGGGAGGACAGAAGUGUGAGAAAGACCCAGCAGUAACGACGCCUGACCAGGAGGGGGGCUGUGGCUCUGACUUUGCCUAUUUCUACUUUGUCUCGUUCAUCUUCUUCAGCUCUUUCCUGAUGCUGAACCUGUUUGUAGCUGUGAUCAUGGAUAACUUUGAGUAUUUAACGAGAGACUCUUCCAUCUUGGGUCCUCAUCACUUGGAUGAGUUUGUUCGGAUUUGGGGGGAGUAUGACCGUGCCGCCUGUGGUCGUAUCCAUUACACUGACAUGUAUGAGAUGUUGACCAACAUGUCGCCACCUCUAGGCCUGGGCAAGAAAUGCCCCUCCAAGUUGGCAUAUAAGAGACUUGUCCUGAUGAACAUGCCUGUGGACGAGGACAUGUCCGUUCACUUCACCUCCACCCUCAUGGCCCUCAUCCGCACCGCCUUGGAGGUCAAGAUAGCCAGAGGAGGGGAGGAUAGAAAUCAGAUGGACCUGGACCUGCAGAAGGAGAUUGGUGUGAUUUGGCCUCAUCUCUCUCAGAAGUCAUUGGAGCUGCUGGUUCCCAUUAACAAAGCCAGUGACAUGACCAUUGGGAAGAUCUAUGCCGCCAUGAUGAUCAUGGACUACUACAAGCAGAGCAAGGCCAAGAAGCUGCGACAGCAACUGGAGGAGCAGAAACAUGCACCAAUGUUCCAGCGAAUGGAUGCUUCCUCUCUGCCUCAAGAAAUCCUAUGCAAUGCCAAAGCCCUUUCAUUCCUCAGGCACAGUGCGGGAUCUGCUCUCACCAGGGGAGGUUUUGUGGCUCUCAGUCCAAUUUCUCCACAAGAGAUGUUCCUGCAGCCAAUUUCUCACUCCAGGGAGGAGAGAGAGGAUGAGGAAGAGGAGGAGGAUGAUAGCUAUCGUUCACCCUACCACCCCUACCUCCACCCACAUCACCACCACCAUCAUUUGCACACACUGGUCCCUGAUGUUGUAAAAUAUAACCAAGUGAUGCAGCAGGCCGGGCAGGACCCAACAGAUAUUAAAUCCCCUCAGCGGACAGCUUCUAUCAGAGCAUCCUCCAUGCCCAGACUGGCUGUUGACCCACAGCCUGGGAUGUCAGCAGACAAUAAGCUGAUGAAGCGUUCCUUUUCCACCAUCGGAGACCAGUGCGUGAAUGGUCUCUGGCAGGAGCAGUACUCUCUGGAGAGAGUCAGCCCUGACGACUCGUACAGGCCUCGUCAGAGGAGCUACAGAGGUCCUAGAAUCAACCACAGAGAAACUAGCAUACAUGAAAGGGGACGAUCUAAGGAACGGCGCCACCUUCUGUCUCCUGAUGUGUCACGCUGCAACUCUGAGGAGCGCAGCCGGGAACCAUCACAUGAGAGGAGACAGUCCCGUUCACCGAGCGAAGGACGCAAACACACCUUACAGCGACAGGUGAACACAUCAGGCAGCCCUGCCCAGUCAGCCUCAGAGUCUGGUACUCCUCGUAAUCGGCGUCAGUUGCCACAGACGCCCUCUCGCCCAAGGCCGCACAUCUCCUACUCCCCUCUGUCCUGCCGAGCCCACACCUCCCCCCCACCAGCAAGCUCCUCUGAAGGACAGACCCAGCCUCAACAGGGCCCUGGUGGCUCCACAGAGACCUCACAGAGGGCUGACAAGGACAUCCCUCAGGAGUCAUCCAGAGGCCAGUUUUCAGUACCGAGCCACCCAUCUCCUCACCGCUACAUCUCAGAGCCCUACCUCCCAUUCCACGGGGACAUCAGUAGUGGAGAAGGAGGGGAUAAGCAGGACACGCUUACUUUUGAGAGUGCUAUGGCAACCAGCCUCGGGCGGGCCAACGCGACAUUCUCCGCCCCUCAGCUUAGACACUCCUGGCAGGUUCCUAACGGGCAUUUCCGGAAGCAAUUUGGUCAGGCGAGUCCGGCUGGAGCUAAAGAGUUGCUGAGUGACACAGACGAGGAUGACCGCUGCUAAAAAAAAAAAAAAAAAAAAAAAAAAACAGAUGGAGAGGAUGCAAAAGAGACUAGGCCCCUCGGGGGAUUUAGCUCCUCUGAGAACUUGUUUUCUCAGCAUCAGUAGCAAAACAUGCAGGACUUUACUGCUAUUUAUCUGAACACUUGGAUGAUUGUCUGCAAAGUUUUUUUGUGUGUUUGUUGUAGCUAAAGGGAAGCUACAUGUGGACUGUGUAGACUUGGGUGCCUGUUUACAUGUGUGUGUUCUCUUAACAGAGACAUUUUGCCAAAUCAAGACAACAGCAGAGACAGACUGGGUUCAAAGUUGAUCACUGCAGGCAAAAACAAGUGUUGCCAAGCCUUUCCAAGUGUGUUUUGAUGAUUGUUAUUUGAACAAAAUAUGAUAAAACAUUGAACCAAGGAGUCGCAACCUCUUGUUGAAUCCAAGAAACUGUUAAAAGUGCGUUUUGUUUAUGUGAACAUAGAGGUAGCAUGUACAAAUGUAAUACAAUGAAUGUAUUUUAGCUUUUAGUUCUAAUGAUCUGGUCUCUUGAGAGGGUUGCUGUUAGUCUUUACUAAGCAUAGUGUUAAAAGUAGCAUUGAAACAGGGGUUGAAAUCGGAUUUUAAGAAUUUUCCAGUAGAUAAUUCCACACAGUUCUUGUUUACAAUAAGAGUAUCCACAUAGUUUAAGGGCAUUAUACUGUCAAUAGUCAAUAAAUAAUCAACACAGAAAACCAAGUUGCAGAACUUACAGUGAGCAAAACCUCUGAUGAUAGUUGAGUAUUUUUGUGUCCAUUGAAAGUAAUGACGACGUACCUUAAAGUGAACCAGCACAGUGCAGGUCUAUGUUGAUUUUGUGUUGUGAAAAAAGAUCAUUUAAGAUGUUGAACAGAUUUCAGAAUAGGUGAUGUUUUGUCUCAGGGGACUGGCCUGUUGGGUUUAUUAUGUAUUUGCUUCUUAAAUCUUCCAAAAACAUGUAAAUCAAAGUGAAGACUUAAAAUAUCUGAAGCAUUAGAAGUGUCUCUUCAACCUUCAGAUCAGUCAAUGUGGUAUUUACAUGAAAAGGUCUUCAUCGACAAACAUCAGUCUGUAGGAAAGACAACUUAAAUGUCCUGAAAUGGAUGUUCAAUCCUCAUACUCGUGUGCUGGUUAGAUGUUGAUGUGGGGCCAGAGAGGUGACUAAAGCCAUUUUCUUACAGAACACAGAGGGAUGUGUCUUCUUCCAGAAGUGUUGCCUUCUUCCAUGUGAUGCAACAUUGAUUAGGACACAGCACAGUAUGGUUUAUCCAUAAACUGUUUUAUAAAGAUAAGCAUCAAUAUUUACAUGACUGAUUGGACGCAUUGUAAAUUCUCCGUCCUGGUUGACAGGCUGCCCUUAUGAAUACCUUGCUUGACUUUACUCUAAAUGGGAUCAUUAUUUACAAAAAAGUAAGCAAUUGAGGCUGUAAACUUACAAGAAAAUGUAUGUUGAGGUAUUGAUUAAGAUAGAAAUAGGGAGAUUUUCUCAUCUGCUUCCAUUCAUUUGGAUUUCUUUAAGCAACCAGUUGAGUCCCCUGCUGGCCGUUAUAAGAAUGAAACUAACAGCAGUUAAGCACUUCCACUUCCCUUUUUAAACCAGAGGUGAAGCAUCUUUUUUACACAGUCUAUGGGUUUGUCCAUAUGUUAUCAGCUACAUUGUGUCUGUCAAAUUGAAUCCUUUCUUUUGGUCAGUAGAAACAUGAAUGAUCAUUUUCAAACAGCAGCCAUUUUUCUUGGAUGUCCACCUCUGGACUGGAAGCUGAAUUCCUGCUAUAAAAAGAACUGCUAUAGAAAGUUGUAUUAAUUAACCUUACCUGAAAAAAAAUCAUCUCUGCAUCUCUUUUCUAUCGAUCAUCAACUUAAAAGACAGAGAAUAGAAAAAUGUGGAGAAAAUCUGGUUAUGGUUCAAGUUCUAAAAAACGUAUUAUAUAACCCAAAGCUAUAAGACAAUAGCUAAUGCUAGCAUUCAGCCAUCUACCUAACAUGAGCUAGCUAUUAUUAUCAUUAUUACAGUUAGCGAGGAUGUGGCUGAAAGCUAGUAUGAUUUUUGGUAGUGUACAGUCGUAAAAAGGCUUCAGUUCCAAGAUGACAAAAUGGCAGCAGGAAUUUACAUCCCGCAUGCUUAAUGUUUGCUAGGAGCUGGCUGCUAGCUAGCUAGCAAUAACUUUGGUCUAAUGUAGCUGAGGGGUUAUCAAAUAUGUUAUUUAACUUUACAAUAUGACCCAAUGUCCCUCCAGGUUUUCUCUAGAUUAUAUGUAUGUCUUUGGAAUUGCUCAUUUAUCAGGGAAGUGAUAAAAUGCUAAUGACUGACAGAUUAAACCACAACUUGGAAACUGAAUUAUAGUAGCUGGAAACACUGGAAACACUGGAAACACUGGUAUACAGCUUUUCACCCUGAGAGAGCUGAAACAGGCUGCUAUGUUAUUAUGGUGAGUUACAGUGUUUUCUGAGUUCCAGAAUUAUGUAUUUUAACCUGCAUGAACAUGAUGUCAGUGAUAAUGAUAGAUGUGUGAGUCAGAUGUGUCUAAAAGCUGCCUAUUUUCCUUUUUUUUAAUGUUUCAAUCAUUUCCAAUGGAAUUUAAAAAAGCCCUUUUACCAACACGGUAAUGAUGAAACAGUAGGCAGAGAAAAGUUCAUGUUUUUCAGUCCCAGCAUUCACUAUUAAUAUCUUUUGACAUUUCAACUUUUUCCCUAUUUUUUCCUCCCUAAAUGAGAUGUAUAUCUAAAUCAUGUGCUGUAGUGUUAGUGUAAUCUGUUGAGUUUGACAUGUUUAUAAAAUGUGAACACAGGACAAAUCUAAACAGAGGAUGAGCAGGUUAGAAGAGGUAAACCUCCCCCUCUGGAGUCCCAGAAUCAGAAAGUCCUGGACUGAAAUUAAUUUACUUUAGCACAGAAUCCUCCUUUUACAUGUGUUGAUUUAAGGUUCGAUUGCUGGAGUAUACAGGUCAUGUUUAGGCUCCGGCCUGUAGUUUAUAGAACGGUGCUCAACAAUUACAGAGCAGCCUAGGACUUAACUUUGAUGUCUUUACAGAACAGCCUGAUCUGUGCCUGAGGAAACUCAACCAAAGAGUUCCUUGCCUAGACUGGAUUUCAUAGUUAGAGAAGCUUCCUGGUUCAAAAAAAACAAACAGUGAAAAUAAAGUAGUGUUAACUCUACAAAAUAAAUCCUUGUGUCACUUAUUGCACCGAUUAUAUAUGUUUUUUGUUUGAAUCAAGAUGCCUGUCCAUGACUUUAACAAGUGUUUACAUAUCUGUUCAAAGGACCAUUAAAGAGAGCUCACUUGA